UGCUCGUUUUUAAAAAUAAUAAUUAGAUGAUUCUAAAGUACUGAAAUUGAUCAGUGUUUCAUUAUGUAUAGUUUUUAAGGUUGUUGUAUUUACAUAGGACGCUGUAGUGCUGUGUUCUCUGCGCAAUGCAAACGCAAUGCACGUCUUUGUGUAACUACGUACCCUCACGGUGACUUAACUAGCAAACAGCUAGGACACAGGCAAACAAACCUGCAACGACGAAAUACGAUUUCAAGCUAUGCAUUUGACGCCAGUUAUACCAUUGGAUUAACGCGACCGAUAUCAACAUGGCUGCUUUGCUUUUGCAGCGCCGUGCGGGCUUGUGUAAAAAACACAGUGCUACCUUACUGAGGACCCUGUCCUUACGGAAUACUAUACAACAACCAUCCGUGAACACUGGUGGUGAUGCCAGCCCUCUGCUAUUCAAAUGCUACAGCUACACAAAGCAACUGCACCCAGGGUUACAAAGGUUAAUUUCGGUUCAGACUAGACCCCAACCUAUACCCCUCCAGAAAACAACCUACAUACCGCUGACUCCAAGGUUAUGGGAGAUAAACAGAAUUCUGCUCAAGAAACACCUGUUGACCUAUCCAGUGUGUGCAAUGAAUCUCUUCGACACACACUUCUUUAGCACAUCCCAGUCCAAGAAGGAGAAAAGUAAAAGUGAUGGGCCGAAGGGGAAAACGCCUGAAGAAGAUGAUGAGGAGAAGAAGCGUCGUGAGCAGGAGGACCAGAUGUACCGUGAGCGCCUGCGGACUCUCUUCAUCAUAGCCCUCAUCAUGAGCCUGCUGAACUCCAUCAACACCAGUGGUGGAAACAUCUCCUGGAACGAUUUCGUCCAUGAGAUGCUGGCCAAGGGGGAGGUGUCCCGCGUUCAGGUGGUCCCGGAGAGCGACAUAGUGGAGAUCUAUCUCCACCCCGGGGCUGUGAUCUUCGGAAGGCCCAGGCUGGCCCUGAUGUACCGCAUGCAGGUGGCCAACAUCGACAAGUUUGAGGAAAAACUGAGAGCAGCAGAGAAAGAGCUGAACAUCGAUAACAAGGACAGGAUCCCAGUGUCCUACAAACGCACCGGAUUCUUCGGAAACGCGCUCUAUGCCUUGGGCAUGGCGGCCAUUGCUGUUGCGAUCCUCUGGUACCUAUUCCGUCUUGCUGGCAUGGGCGGCAGAGAGGGAGGCUUCAGUGCCUUCAAUCAGCUGAAGAUGGCGAAGUUCACCAUUGUGGACGGUAAAUCCGGGAAAGGCGUGAGCUUCAAGGAUGUUGCUGGCAUGCAUGAAGCCAAGAUGGAGGUGAAGGAGUUUGUUGACUACCUAAAGAACCCAGACAGGUACAUCCAGCUGGGGGCCAAGGUCCCCAAGGGCUCCCUGCUGCUGGGGCCACCCGGCUGUGGGAAGACCCUGCUGGCCAAGGCUGUGGCCACCGAGGCCCAGGUGCCCUUCCUGGCCAUGGCGGGCUCCGAGUUUGUGGAGGUCAUCGGGGGCCUGGGAGCGGCUCGGGUGAGGAGCCUGUUUAAGGAGGCACGUGCACGUGCACCGUGCAUUGUAUACAUCGAUGAAAUUGAUGCGGUGGGGAAGAAACGCUCCACCAACAUGUCGGGGUUCUCCAACACGGAGGAAGAGCAGACGCUAAACCAGCUGCUGGUGGAGAUGGACGGGAUGGGAACGACUGACCACGUGAUCGUCCUGGCGUCCACCAACAGAGCAGACAUCCUGGACAACGCUCUGCUGAGGCCGGGCCGACUGGACAGACACAUCUUCAUAGACCUCCCCACUCUACAGGAGAGGAAGGAGAUAUACGAGCAGCACCUGAAGAUCUUGAAGUUGACCCAGCCAGCUGACGUCUACUCCCUGAGGCUGGCCGAGCUCACCCCGGGCUUCAGCGGCGCGGACAUCGCCAACAUUUGCAAUGAGGCUGCUCUCCACGCCGCCAGGGAGGGCUACAAGUCCAUCGAUACCUUUAACUUUGAGUACGCUGUGGAGCGGGUCAUAGCAGGGAGUGUUAAGAAGAGUAAAAUCCUGUCCAAGGAGGAGCAGAGGGUCGUAGCGUUCCAUGAGUCCGGCCACGCCUUGGUGGGCUGGCUGCUGGAGCACACAGAGGCUGUCAUGAAGGUGUCCAUAGCACCGCGAACCAAUGCUGCGCUGGGAUUCGCCCAGAUGCUACCGCGGGACCAGUACUUGUUCAGCAAGGAGCAGCUGUUUGAGAGGAUGUGUAUGGCUUUGGGGGGGAGGGCCUCUGAGGCCAUCACUUUCAACAAGGUCACCACAGGAGCCCAGGACGACCUGCGGAAGGUGACGCGCGUGGCCUACUCCAUGGUGAAGCAGUACGGGAUGUGUCCCAGCGUGGGCCAGGUGUCCUUCCCCGAGGGGGAGGAGCAGGGGGCGGUGGGACGGAGACCCUUCAGCCAGGGACUACAGCAGCAGAUGGAUCACGAAGCCAAGCUGUUGAUAGCACAGGCCUACAGACAAACUGAGAAACUGCUGCUGGACAACCGAGAUAAGCUGACACUGUUGGCAAACGCACUUUUGGACCGGGAGGUAGUGAACUACGAGGACAUCGAAGCCCUGCUGGGCGUGCCGCCCCAUGGGCCCAAGAAGAUGAUCGCCCCCCAGACCUGGAUGGAGGCCGAGAGGGACAAGCAGGACUCCGGGGAGGAGGAGCCCAGGCCUCCUACCCGAAGCAAGGAUACCCAGGAGCCCGACCCAGAGCUGCUUUGACACACCUGCCCCACAACUUGCUCUCUGGCUGCAAGGCUCUAUAUGCUAGGUUAAGCUAGGAUGUGCUAAAUUUAGAUGGGCUAAUGCUAGGCUGAGCUACAGCCAAGCUAGACUUAAGCUAAGCUAGCCAAAUAUACAGUGGGCUGAAACGGACUGUGUGUCCAUUUUCUUUCGUGGUUGAUUUGUUUGGUCUUUUCCAGUACAAAUCAGUUGGCAUUCUCAAAGGGUUCAAUUGUGUUUAUAUAAGAAUGAAAAGGUUUUGUUUUAUUGUUCCUAUAUGUGAGCUUGACAUUACCAAAGGCUGAAAAAAGUAGAUCAGAGCUUCAGAAAACAUAACACACAAAGCAAUGUUUUAAACCAAAUUUCUUGAUCUGCUAAUUAAUGGGGAAUACAGCCUACAGAAUUAAUUCAGCUAGCAGUGUAUGGCUGAAUUAAAAGCAUAGCGAGUUGAAGAAGACGAGUCCACACCUCCAGUGUAGACUUCUUCAGACUUCAAAACUGCUUCUGAUGACUGAUGUGUACAUUUGUGUAAAAAUGCUUAAAAUAUUUAAAAAGUAUUUGAAAUAAAAUAACAUUUGGACCGUAA
Molecule: messenger RNA, 3297 nt
Organism: Gadus morhua (Atlantic cod)
Lineage: Eukaryota; Metazoa; Chordata; Actinopteri; Gadiformes; Gadidae
Gene: spg7
Product: SPG7 matrix AAA peptidase subunit, paraplegin
Exons: 17
Coding region: 288-2711 (807 amino acids)
Biological process (GO): mitochondrial protein processing
Cellular component (GO): m-AAA complex; membrane
Molecular function (GO): zinc ion binding; ATP hydrolysis activity; ATP binding
Source: RefSeq, a predicted model, not a curated record